AUGGGUGUUGCAGUUGUUGCAGGCGUUGCAGUCAUUGCGGGUGUUGCAGUCGUCGUGGGCGUUGCAGUUGUUGCAGUCAUCGCGGGCGUUGGCUUAGUCCAGCACAUCUAUAACUACUACUAUCCUACUAAUGCAGCGCCCUCAACAUGUACCUACAUGAAUUCCGAACCACCAGCAACCAUACCUGCAUCUGGACCACAUGCACCUAGUACAUUGCCCACCCCUGCAGCCACCGCACCAGUACUAUCCAUGCAGAGCUUUUUGCCUGCCACUGCAGGGAGCAUUCCAACAUCUUACCAUUCAUCACCAUCCUCAUAUGCUGUCAUCAACUUUAACAUACCCUUGAGCUCACUACUCCCUUCAGCUUGUGAUCUAGCCAGGCUCAGUGAUGCACAUGCCAAUCAAUUUGAGACUGUGCAGCCUGUCAUUACUAAUGUGCAAGAAGUCCGGACCACUACCGUCAAGUCAGAUGCUCCUCAAAAUACAAACACGGAUGCUCUUAGAGUAGCUGCAUCAACUGUUGCUGUCCUACACCUGCAAACAAAGCACCUCCAAGUUCGAGAGGAAUGUCCACCGCAAACCAAGGUACCUGCCACCUUGAAAGACUCUUUAACACAGAACAAGGCAUCUAUCAUCUCCCAUGCUAAGUCAGACUCUAUCGAAGAGGUUCAGAUGCUCAUGCUGAUCUAUCUGAGCUCUGGGAUGGUUGGCCCAAUGGAAGUUAUGCUCACUUGUUUUCUUGGGAGGAAGCUUAUUAAACAGAUUUCUUAA
Molecule: messenger RNA, 771 nt
Organism: Suillus bovinus
Lineage: Eukaryota; Fungi; Basidiomycota; Agaricomycetes; Boletales; Suillaceae
Exons: 3
Coding region: 1-771 (256 amino acids)
Source: RefSeq, a predicted model, not a curated record